AUGUCUAAAGUUCCAUUGGUAACCAGAAAAAACAUCAAGGACGCUGAGGCAACCAACGCUGAGUACUUGGCCAAGAUCAACAAGACCUUGGGCACCGAGUGGACCUUGGACGUGGACUACGCUGGGUUGUAUGCCGAGAUCGCCACCGCUAAGCCAGAUUAUGCUGAAACCGUCGGUGACGUGACCACUUGGUACUUUGAGAGAUUGGCAGACAAUCUCGAAUCCUUCGUUAACAAGGACGAUAUGUACAAGGAGGCUUUGGUUGAAGAGGUCUCUGCCAACAAGAUCAAGGCGUUCGAGAUCGUGGACGAGGACUCCUUCUACAACAAGGUUGCCAUCAAGGAUGGCGCCUUGGUGUUGAUUGUCCCCAGAAACAACAUCGCCACCAACGUCGACAAUAUUGCCCAAGAUUUGGAAUCCAUUCUUUAG
[Candida] anglica is the source of this 429-nucleotide messenger RNA. Lineage: Eukaryota; Fungi; Ascomycota; Pichiomycetes; Serinales; Debaryomycetaceae. The record is from the annotation of a GenBank genome assembly.